This is a messenger RNA of Prunus armeniaca (apricot), 2634 nucleotides long. The record is from the annotation of a GenBank genome assembly. NCBI's taxonomy places the organism in Eukaryota, Viridiplantae, Streptophyta, Magnoliopsida, Rosales, Rosaceae.
AUGGAGGAAAGAAAAUUAAAUUUGAAUGCACGAUUUUUGUCUGUGAGACGAAUUGCUACAACAACAGUGUGCACAGAUGGAGAGAAAGAGAAGAUAAUUCAGAGGCCCGAUGGACGACAUACUCUUCCACCUUACAAAUCAGACUUUUGUUUGGAGCAGGUAACAGAACCAGUUGCAGUUCCUUUUCACUGGGAGCACAUCCCUGGAAAGGCUAAGGAAGAUAAAGAACCGGAGACUCAGCCUCGGGAGAAGACGUCUGUCACUCCUAGGCUUCCCCCUGGGAAGCCUAAAGAUUAUGUUACAAAGCAAACUUUAGAAAAGGAUCAUGCAGAUCGAAAUGGGAUUAGACCUCAAUUUAAAUCAUAUUCUUUGAACGAAAAUGUGAUGGAUUUGAAGUGCUCAAAAGAGAAAACAAAUGAGAGAAGGGCCUUGGAAGUGGAGGAUGAGGAUGAUGUUUAUUCGGAUGCACUUGAGACGAUUUCCCCUACAGAGUCUUUCUCCUUCAACUGUAGUGCAAGUGGUCUGAGUCAAUCUGAUGGUGCAGAUGUAAAGCAAUCUAGAGCCUUCUCUGUGGAUUUGCAAACUCGAGAUUUGAUGAUGAGUCGCUUCUUACCUGCAGCCAAGGCAAUGGCUUUGGAGACACCUCAUUAUGCUGCAAAAAAGCAAUAUAUAGCACCUGAACAACCAAGACAAGUCACAAGGGUAAUUCGUGAGGAUAUCAGGCCUUUAUCUAAUGAACAAGGGUCUCACAUGGAACUGCAAUAUGACCAAUAUAAAGAGGAGGAAGAAAGCGAAGGAGAAGAUGAUGAGUAUGAUCCCUCUGGCCCCAUUUCAGCAAAGGGUUGUGGAUUAUUUCCUCGGUUGUGCUUAAGAAAUUCUUUAUGCCUCUUAAGUCCAGUUCCAGGGAUGAAAGGUAGGACCCGGGCCCUCAUGUCUUCCUCCUCUGGGGUUAUAAGACCAGAAAAAACUACAUGUGGUCGGUCUCACAGCCAACCACUCAACAAGCAUGCUUUGGAUGCUGCUUAUAAGCACAAAUCAAAAGGUGGAGUCAAAUCAGGUGAAUUGCACAAGUUUGAGAAUAAGAAGGCUGGUGAAUCCAGUCGCUUUUCACAUUCUGGUGAUCUAAAGAAAGGGAGGUCAUCUCCCCUGAGGCAUUCACGAAGUGCUUGCAUAUCCCCCUAUCGAAAUGAAGCACCUUCUGGAGUCAAAUCAGGUGAAUUGCAGAAGUUUGAGUAUAAGCAGGCAGGUGAAUCCAGUCUCUUUACACGUUCUGGUGAUCUGAAGAAAGGGAGGUUAUCUCCCCUCAGGCAUUCACGAAGUGCUUGCAUAUCCCCAUAUCGCAAUGAAGCACCUUCUGGAGUCAAAUCAGCUGAACUGCAGAAGUUUGAGUACAAGCAGGCUGGUGAGUCACGUCGCUUUUCGCAUUCUGGUGAUUUAAAGAAUGGUAGGUCAUCUACCUUCAGUAAUUCACGAAGUGCUUGCAUAUCCCCCUAUCGACAUGAAGCACCUUCUGGAGUCAAAUCAGGUGAAUUGCAGAAGUUUGAGUAUAAGCAGGCUGGUGAGUCCAGUCGCUUUUCAUAUUCUGGAGAUUUAAAGAAAGGUAGGUCAUCUACCUUCAGUAAUUCACGAAGUGCUUGCAUAUCCCCCUAUAGAAAUGAAGCACCUUGUGGAGUCAAAUCAGGUGAAUUGCAGAAGUCUGAGUAUAAGCAGGCAGGUGCAUCCAGUUGCUUAUCGCAUUCUGGUGAUUUUAAGAACGGUAGGUCAUCUCCCUUCAGGCAUUCACGAAGCGCUUGCAUAUCCCCUUAUAGAAAUGAAGCACCAAAGUCUCCAUUUCCUGGCGUGGGGUUUCUUGGCAUUCCCAGAGAAGAGAGUGUCAAAGCCAAUAGUAAGUUCAAUCUGCAUAACAAGGGUGGUCACAAAUUUCAGGAAGUGUUAAGCCACCAAAGAAGUAUACAAGGGCCACGCUCUGAGAGCCCUACCAUUGAGAAGACACUGUAUGUAGAUACUGUAAAUACUGCCAAACUAUCAUGUUCAAAUUCAAGUUCUUUAGUUACCAAGGAACAAGUAGACUCUACUGGUGAGGAUUUUGAUACCUUAUUAAAGAGUAGAGACACGGAAGAAACUUAUACUGAAUCUUCGUUUCUAGAUAUCAAAUGCCUGACUUAUUUGGAGGGUGGUGGCACAUUGGAACAUGAAGUAUCGGAUUCCAUUGAUGACAAUCUACCUUCGUUAUCUGACCUCUCACACGUCAAAGGCCAAGUAGUUGCAGUGAAGAACUCUCAGCUAGGAACUGGUCAGGAUAUUGAGCCAUUCAACUGUUCAAACUCCAGUGCUAAUGGAAAAAGUGGUCAGAUUAUAAAAGCAGAUCCAGGAAUUGUUGAUGCUAGUUCUGUACAGUCUCCUCUUCCCCCACCUUUACCAAGAUCACCUUCUCAGUCUUGGCUUUGGUCUACCCUUUCUUCAAUUUCUUCGCGAUAUCCAAUUUCACAAGCACGUACUAAAAGGUUGGAUUCCAAGACAUCCUCCACCAGCACCAAGUGGGAAACCAUUGUAAAAACUUCCAAUUUGCGCCAUGAUCAUGUUCGUUAUUCUGAGGAAUUGAUUGCUCAUAUUUCUCAGCAAUCCAAGAGUUAG